Molecule: messenger RNA, 1557 nt
Organism: Fusarium sp. VM40
Lineage: Eukaryota; Fungi; Ascomycota; Sordariomycetes; Hypocreales; Nectriaceae
Source: the annotation of a GenBank genome assembly
AUGCGAACUUGGUUCGGCCGUGGCAAGAAGCUGCAAUCCGCAGUCACAUCAUGCUGUCUCUGCGCUUUCGUUCUCUACGGCUACGACCAAGGUGUCUUUGGCGGUAUUCUUGAGAAUGAAGAUUGGCUGCGACAGUUCAAUAGCCCAGGUGAUACCCUGACUGGGUUCAUCACAUCGAGCUACAACUUGGGUUGUCUUCUUGGCUGCUUCAUAAACUUCUUUGUCGGAGAGAAACUCGGUCGAAGAUGGACCAUUUGGGUCGCUAUGGGUUGGAUUCUUGUCGGAGCUGCGCUGCAAGCAACUGCAUUUACGCGCGGGCAUCUCAUCGUUGGUCGGGUUGUCACUGGUGUUGGUACUGGUCUCAAGACGUCAACGGUCCCAAUGUAUCAAUCGGAGCUUUGCGAAGGUACUAAGCGAGGUCGUCUCGUUUCCGCAGAAGUCAUGUUUGUCGGCAUUGGCAUCGCCUUCGCGUAUUGGUGGGACUUUGCCUUUAGCUUUGUCGGAGGCCCGUUCGCAUGGCGUUGGCCUCUCGCUUUCCAAGCUGUCUUUGCUUUCUGGGUCAUCUUUGUGGUAUUUGGUGUACCCGAGUCGCCACGUUGGCUUCUCAACCAUGGAAAACGCCAGGAAGCUAUCGAAGUGUUGUCCGCGGUCUACGACAAACCGGUUGACCACCCCGAUAUCGUACGGGAAGUCAACUCUAUCGAGGCUGCUUUGUCAAUGGAGGCCGAAGCAGAAGGUAGUACAUCUUGGGCCUCGACUUUCAGGAAAGACAAGGUCAGCACGAGAUAUCGAGUCUUUUUGGCCUGGUUUGUCCAGUUUAUGAAUCAAGCUGGCGGUAUCAACCUGGUUGUCUACUACAUCCUGACUGUUCUAACCGUUAACGUCGGACUUGAGCAUAGACUUGCUCAGAUCAUCGCAGGUUGCAUUCAGCUCAUGUUCCCCAUUGGAUCUCUUCUUCCCACUCUAGCACUAGACAAGAUGGGACGGCGAUCUACCAUGAUGUGGGGAUCAGCUGGGUUAUCAUUCUCAAUGAUGAUGGUAGCUGCGCUUCUGUCACAAGCUGAUGACACCCCGAGAGGGCAAUCCUUCGCUGCUGGAUCAGUCGCCUUCUUCUUCACUUAUAUGCUUGUUUUUGGAGCGAGUAUGAACUGUGUUCCGUGGGUUUAUGUACCUGAGAUUCUUCCACUGCAUGCCCGAACUAAGGGAACUGCUAUUGGAGUAAGCUCCAACUGGCUUUGGAACUUCACAGUGGUCAUGAUCACACCCAUUCUCAUCAACCGCCUCCAAUGGAAGGCAUAUCUCAUAUUCAUGGCUACAAACCUUGUUUUUGUCCCCAUUAUCUUUUUCUUGUACCCUGAGACAUCAAACCUAGCCCUUGAAGAAGUUGAUUACAUCUUUGCUCGAGGCGAGAACACUGUCCAAGUGGCCCGAGAGAUGCAGAAAGAACUUGCCCUUCAUGGACAUUUGUCAGAAGAUAGGCACGCCGGGAGGUCGAUCAAGAGAGAUAGGAAAUCACAGGAGAAAGGUGAUGAGUUCGUGGAGCAUGCAAAUGCUUAG